Molecule: messenger RNA, 3339 nt
Organism: Penicillium alfredii
Lineage: Eukaryota; Fungi; Ascomycota; Eurotiomycetes; Eurotiales; Aspergillaceae
Product: DUF3591 domain-containing protein
Exons: 1
Coding region: 1-3339 (1112 amino acids)
Biological process (GO): RNA polymerase II preinitiation complex assembly; transcription by RNA polymerase II
Cellular component (GO): transcription factor TFIID complex
Molecular function (GO): RNA polymerase II general transcription initiation factor binding; RNA polymerase II general transcription initiation factor activity; histone acetyltransferase activity
Source: RefSeq, a predicted model, not a curated record
AUGCCUCACGCGACACAGAACCCAGCCCUCGAGGGCGAGGAGGAUGCGGACUUUGAUAAUGUGAUGCGCCAACUGAAUAACUACGAAAGUGGCCCAAACUUGGACUUUUUGUCGCGCGACUUGGAUGUAGGCGAGAAGGCGGACGAUGCGAUCGACUAUGAAGAUUUCGAGGAUGACGAUCUGCCCGAGGAGGAGCUGGCGUCAGCACCAGGCCUGCUUCCACCGGAGGACUCGACUCAGGAUCCUUUCGCGAACCUUGGUGCUGAAGAAGCAGAUUCUUUCCCGACUGGCGAUGAUAUUUUUGGGGGUCCGGAAAAUGGACUCCAAGCUCCAGAGGACAAUCUUGAUGAUCUCUUCGGUGAAGGGCCGCUCUCGCCGCCCCCUGCUGGACAGGUGGACCACACAAAAGAUCUCUUCGAAGAUGACGAACCGCCGUUGACGAGUGAACCGGUUGAGCUACCGCCGAUCCCACCGGCGCCUGAAUCACAACCCCAGCCGAUGGUAGUGGAAGAGGAAAAUGAUUUUCCGGACGAUGACAGUGUGAUUUCCGAAGAGAUGGACCCGGUGACCCUCCGUGCAUGGAAGCUUCAGCAAUCCCUGUUCGCCAUGUCCGGGGUCGGGAUGGAUAAUCCACCGGCACCACCUGAGAAUCACGAAGAACUUCUUCAGUCUCUGUUCCCAACCUUUGAUCGCAACACUCUUCCACGUUGGCUUGAGCUCAUUCCGCACAAAAAGGCGUUCUAUCUGGGCAAGCAACCCUUGAAACCCCCCAAGCCUGUUCUACCCACAAAGGUCAACAUCGAACUGGCACCUGAUCAAGAACGAGUCUUCCGAACGGGUCAACCCAAUAAGCGAACUCUUGAUCAGGAUUCUCUGGGCCUAGUGAUGAUCACCGAGGCAGCUCAGGAGGAAGAGGAGCCUAGCGAAGAUUUUGAAGUGGGAGACAUGGAUGUGGACGAAGUACUGCCAGGGGGGUUCACCAUACAGGAUCUUCGAACCAUUUGUGCAGACUGGGACAUUCACGAUGAAGUCACACCCACACACGAGGCGAAACCACCAGCGCAGACCGAGGGUGGACUAUUCGAGGAAGAUGAGGCUGAUUGGCUUAUCGAUGCCACUCACCCUGCGAAGAAGCGCAAGACCGGCCCGACUGCCAUGGAUGUUAUUGCGCUGUCUCAUCUUGAUAUCCCUCUUCUGGACGACCCCGAGCAAGUUGCCAUGCAACACGCAAAGAAGGUCACUAUUGACAUGAAUGACCCCAACAUCCUCGUCGACGAAUUGAGACCAGAUGCGGUUGCUCACAAGCCGAAGCACGCGGCCCCUCGCACCCGGGAUGAAGUCGACCUGAACCUCACACGCCGACUCACGCAGCGAUACAAUAUCUCAAACGAUUCAGCUUAUGACAUGCUUAAACAAAAUCACCAAAAUAAGAUUCGGAGCACUCUUGGCAAUGUGACUCUGGAGCAUGCGCUGCCCGCCCUGCGCUUGCAGUGGCCUUACUACAAAACGGAGUUGGCUAAGGCUGAAGCUAGAUCUUUUCACCGACCAGCUAUGGCUUUCCGCCCUGGGCAAACCUCCUGGUUCAAGAAUACUUCCCUUCUCAAACGCAAGCAUCAAAGGGGCAAAGACGCCAAGACUGUUUACGACUCCACCAAGGCGUUGUCCCUGUCAGAUAACUCAAAUGUUCUGCUGGUGGAGUAUUCGGAAGAAGUCCCUAUGUCCCUUGCCAAUUUUGGGAUGUGCAACCGGUUCAUCAAUUACUACCGGCGGAAGAGCAUGGAGGACCCCACUCGUCCCAAGGCGGAGAUUGGGGAAACAGUCGUCUUGCUGCCUCAAGACAAAAGCCCAUUCUCUAUUUUUGGUCAUGUGGAUCCGGGUGAGAUUACACCUGCAAUCUCCAAUUCUAUGUACCGAGCACCGCUGUACCCACAUCAGUCCAAACAAACCGAUUUUCUUGUGGUGCGCAGCAGCACUGGCUCUGGAGGCAGCAGCUAUUAUCUGCGCAACAUUGAGAACCUCUUUGUGGCUGGACAGCAAUUUCCCUCGGUCGACAUCCCCGGGCCGCAUUCACGGAAGGUCACCACGGUCGCCAAGAAUCGUAUGAAGAUGCUGGUAUACCGCUUGCUCAAAAAGAGUCCCGACGAGCGAUUGUCAAUCAGCGAUGUGACAGCCCAUAUCCCCAACACUACGGAUAUGCAGAAUCGGCAAAAGGUCAAGGACUUUCUCCAGCACGACAAGGAUACCAAGUACUGGAAGCCCCUUGAUCCUGUCCUGCCAGACCAAGACACUAUUCGAUCCUGGGUGCAACCUGAAGAUGUGUGUCUUCUAGAAUCGAUGCAAAUUGGCCAGCAACAUCUGCACGACACAGGUUUUGGAAAUGAUGCUGAGACUGGUGGUGAUAACGAGGAAGACGAGGAGAGCGAGAGCUUCGAGCAGCAGAUGGCCCCUUGGAAAGCCACUCGCAACUUUUUGCUGGCUUCCCAGGGCAAGGCUAUGUUGAAGCUUCAUGGCGAGGGUGAUCCAACCGGUCGCGGUGAAGGUUUUAACUUCAUCAAAACGUCCAUGAAGGGCGGGUUCAAAGCCAUUGGUGAAAGUGUGGAAGACAAAUUGGAUGCACAACGGCUCAAGGAGCUCGGCGGACACAGUUACAACGUCGCACGUCAACAGAAAUCCUACGAGACGUCCAUCCGUCGGAUCUGGGACGCCCAGAAAGCCAGCUUGUCUUCUACGAUUGAACACUCGGACCAGGAAAGCGAUGUCGACCAGGAAGAGGAAGAGGUAUUUAACAAACCUACACCACGGUCCGAGGCACCCACACCGGGCCCGAGCCGUCGCGAUGACGAGUCAGCCAGUCAGUUCAGCCGAAUGAGUUUUUCGAGCCAACGCGGCAAGGCCCUGCGCAUCACCCGCCAGGUCAAGGACCCCAGUGGCGAAAUUGUACCAAAGGAACAGAUCAUUCGGGAUCCGCGGGUGAUCAGACACUACAUGCAGCACCGCCACCGCACGGCAGCCCUCACUACCAAGCUGGAGUCCCUCCAGCCCACCGGCGAUCCGGAGGUGGACGCGCGCAACCGCAAGCUGAUCGAGAACGAACUGAGCCGACUGAAUCGCAACAAGGAACGCCGCUUCGCCCGCGAGAAGCAGAAGGGCAUCUCGCGUGCUCCCGGCGACUCUCCCGCAGACGGCAAGCCCGCGGGCACACAGCGCAAGUGUGCCAACUGUGGCCAAGUGGGCCACAUCAAGACCAACAAGAAGCUGUGUCCCUUGCUCAACGGGACCAUGAAGCCCGAGGACCAUGUCACCGACUCUGCCUUCUCCAUGAGCGCUCCGGUCCUCUAG